Molecule: messenger RNA, 2272 nt
Organism: Ceratitis capitata (Mediterranean fruit fly)
Lineage: Eukaryota; Metazoa; Arthropoda; Insecta; Diptera; Tephritidae
Gene: Arpc2
Product: actin-related protein 2/3 complex subunit 2
Exons: 8
Coding region: 838-1743 (301 amino acids)
Biological process (GO): actin filament polymerization; Arp2/3 complex-mediated actin nucleation
Cellular component (GO): Arp2/3 protein complex; actin cytoskeleton
Molecular function (GO): structural constituent of cytoskeleton; actin filament binding
Source: RefSeq, a predicted model, not a curated record
GGAGCGGCGAUAUUUGUGAAAAAAUAUUUGCUGGGGAUUUGGUGAAUGAGUUAAUAAAACAGUAAAUAAUUUAAAAUACAUAUUCAAAAGUGAUAUAUGUGGUAUUGAAAUAUGGACCGGAUUAUGUAUUAAUUUGGAAGGAAGUAAAACCUGGCUAUUGUUUGUAAAAAGUUUUUUUGUAUGUAUGCUCAUAUGUAUAUAAAGAAGUGAAAAUUUUGACCAUAUAAAGUCGAACGUACUUAAAAUUUUCCAAGUUUGAUAUUCAAAAGUGUUGGAAUUUCAGCAUACUACUAUUUGGGCGACUGUUCUAAAUAUAUAUGCUACUAUAUUGCUUCAUACUAUUCAAUAAGCAGGCAAAUCUUCAGGGAUCACCUAAACUGGAACAUACAUCUAAGUGUAGAAAUUGAGGUGUUGACGGCAGUCAAUGUUGACACAGAUCAUCAUACAUCAACGCAUUCGUAGUCGUAGUGAAUAGUUGGCGCUUCUUACACAUAUGUAUAUGCGUUGCUUAUGUAUGACAUUAAAUGAACGAAUCAACAGUGACCACAAAGUGUGAAGAGUCUCAAAUUGUUACAAUCUAAAGAGAUUUAAAGCCGUGAACGGGGAAUUACAUUUACUGUUGAUUAGGCCUGCAUCUAAAUUGGCCAGUUCUUACUACUUACAUACAUACCAAAAAAACAAGGUGUCACUACCCGAAUUUACUGCCUAUAAAAUUAGUAUCAUAAAAUUUGAUCAACCUGUACAAUAACUACUAAUACGUAAAGAAGAAGAUAAGGCGAGGAUAAACCGGGGACUGCAUUCAUUUACAUUGACCAUACAAAUUUUUGAGGUUAUAAAAUGAUACUACUGGAAAUCAAUAACCGUAUCGUCGAGGAGACUCUUCUGGUUAAAUUUCGUAAUGCACUAGCUGGCGCAAAAGCAGAAUCUAUUGACGUGAGAAUCGCGGAUUUCGAUGGUGUGUUAUUUCACAUUUCCAAUGUUAACAGCGACAAGACUAAAGUUAGGACAAGCAUUUCGUUGAAGUUCUACAAGCAAUUACAAGAGCAUGGUGCUGAUGAAUUGCUAAAGCGUGAAUAUGGCGGCUUACUAACUGAUACUGAAGAUGGGUACAACGUAUCUGUACUUAUUGAUCUGGAAAAUAUACCCGCUGAUUGGGAGGCAGUUGCUAAAAAAAUAGGUCUAUUAAAGCGUAAUUGCUUCGCAUCGGUUUUUGAGAAGUAUUUUGAUUUCCAAGAACAGGGUGAAGAAGGGCAAAAGCGCGCAGUUAUCAAUUACCGGAACGACGAAACUUUAUAUGUUGAAGCUAAGUCGGAUCGUGUAACCGUUGUGUUUAGCACAAUCUUUCGAGACGAGGACGACGUAAUUAUUGGUAAAGUGUUUAUGCAGGAAUUGAGAGAAGGACGUCGUGCAUCACACACAGCACCUCAAGUGCUGUUCUCGCAUCGCGAACCACCACUGGAAUUGGCAAAAACGGAUGCUAGAGUCGGGGAUAACAUUGGAUAUGUCACUUUUGUGCUAUUCCCUCGACAUACUAACAAGGAGACAAGGGAUAAUACAAUUAAUUUAAUACACAUGUUCCGAGAUUAUUUACAUUAUCAUAUAAAGUGUUCAAAAGCGUACAUUCAUUCCAGAAUGCGUGCAAAAACAUCAGACUUUCUGAAAGUUCUCAAUCGUGCUAGACCGGAAACGAAGAAUACGGAAAAGAAAACAAUUACGGGGAGAACAUUUAUUCGCAAAGAAUGAUUUAUGGAUUAUGUCUAGUUGUUUUAUAUUUAUAUAAUAAUUAUUAAUAAUCAUAGCUUGAUGGCGACAAGUGUAAUGAAUUAUCGUGAAAUAAGCAAAAACCAUACCCGAUAGGAAAUUUAUCCAAAACAUGCCACGAAAUACAUUCUAUCGGCGUAUAUAAAUUAUAAAAUGCUAAGAGUAUUAAAAACUAAAAGCUAAUUAAUCGAUUUAAAACACAAUAAUUUAACAAAAAAAAAAAAAAGAAACAAAAAGAAAGAAUUCCUUGAGACAUAAAAAAAACAUUAAUAAUUUGAUAAAGCCCUAAAUGAAAUUAAACUAAAUAUCUACAAAUAAGUUCCAUACCGGAGUAAACGUGUUAUGUAUUGACGCAAUAUACGCGUAAUAAGUAAAUCAAUAAUAAUAAAGCAUUAAACGUAAACUAAACUGAAUAUAUUAGAUAACGCAGGAGUAUCAUUACGCAAUGCUGCUGAUCGAAGAAUUUGAUAUGAAAUCCGUAAAUAAUAAAACAAUUGCAAUAUUGAUAAUC